This is a messenger RNA of Chiloscyllium plagiosum (whitespotted bambooshark), 3819 nucleotides long. It is a transcript of the gene uraha, whose product is annotated as urate (5-hydroxyiso-) hydrolase a. Lineage: Eukaryota; Metazoa; Chordata; Chondrichthyes; Orectolobiformes; Hemiscylliidae. Gene Ontology annotation, biological process: purine nucleobase metabolic process. Gene Ontology annotation, molecular function: hydroxyisourate hydrolase activity. The record is from RefSeq and is a predicted model, not a curated record.
UUGAUAGAGCUGUCAUUGUGAAAAAGGCAAACAUGCUGGAUUUGAACAACAAUCUCAAGGCCACUACAAUGCUGAACACCAGAAGUUUACUGUUUGGAUAUUCAGCUAUUGAUAAUCAGCCACCUUGGAAUGUAUCACAUAUCCCUAAAACAUUGGAUUAAAUGAGUGCACAGCGCCUUUUGCAUAUUCAGGAUCAUCUCAAAAUAAAAAAGAAUAACUCUCCAGACCACAAAAUGUCACAGAGCCCUCUAACUACCCACAUACUCAACACAGCACAAGGCAUCCCUGCUGCACAUGUUACAGUCAGUGUUGUCAGACUGGAGGACAAAGCAUGGAGAGAGAUUGCAAGAGGGGUUACAAACUCCGAUGGCAGGUGCCCAGGUCUGCUUACAUCAGAAACCUUUGUUCCUGGGAUAUACAAGAUGAAAUUUGCUGUAGAUGAGUAUUGGCAAUCAUUAAACUUGGCCAGUUUCUAUCCAUACAUAGAGGUUGUUUUCAACAUCUCGGAUGCAAGUCAGAAGUACCACAUUGCUCUUCUCCUGAGUCCCUUCUCAUACAGUACCUAUCGAGGAUCCUAAGUGCUUUAAUUAUUGCUAAUGUGAGCUACAUAUUAAGUUUAGUCACUCUAUAAGGAAGCAUCUUGUGUCACUGUUCAAAUUUGAAUAAAAUUCAGAAAAUGGGGAGUGUGUUAUAUUUUGUUAAUGUUCAUAAUAACUUCAGAUAGAAAUUGAUAGAUUUAGCGCUGAUGAAGUCAUCUAGACCUGAAAUGUUAGCUUGCUCUCUCUCCAUGGUACUGCCUGACCCGCUGUGAUUCCCAGCAUUUUUUGUUUUCAGUACAGAUUCCAGCAUCUGCAGUAUUUUGCUCCAAGAUUAAUUGAAUGUUGGCUUUUUCCUCAAGUGGGCUAGAAUAAGAAAAGGGAAUAAGUUAUGCUCAGUUCUGUGGAACCUUACCUAAAUUCUACCAGUAAUACUGCAUUCAGGUUUGGGUACCAUACCUUGGAAAGAAUAUGCAGGCCAUGGAGUGGGUAUAAUGCAGAAUCACCAUUAAUGAUACUGAGCCUACAUUUUGAGGACAGAUUGCAUAAACUGGACUUGUUUUCCUUUUUGAGGUUGACUGAAGGGUGACCAAAGUGCUUCAAAUAUUUAGAAAGGUUCAAUAGGGCAGAUUGAAAUAAGGUAUCCCUUUAGAAUAAUGAAAAUAAGGGAACAAUUUCAAAAUUGAGCAAAUCUCAAUAUAUUUUCUUAUGCACAAGCUAGUAGAACUCUAUUGCCCCCAAAGGCUGUGCUUCUGAGAACAAAUGAAGAUUUCAAGCUUGAGAUUAAUGGAUUUUGCCAGAUAUUGAUGUUAAUACAUAUAAAUAAAAGUAAAAUAAAAAGCAGGUGCAGGUCAGCCAUGAUUUUACUGAAUGGCAAAAGAGGGUUCAGAGUGAAUGGGCUAUUCCUGUGCCAAAUAUUCUUAGAUUAAUGUACUAACACUAACAAACUCCACAAACCUAGACAGUAAGGCGAUUUCUACCUCACCCUCCUGUCAGGCUGCAAUGUUGAUUUGAAGACAAUGAAGAAUAAUAUUUGGCAGGAUAUAAUGGAAACACGACCACCCAAUCCCGUGUAUUUCUGAAGUUACAAUGAUUCCUCGUGUUUGUUUUGAUUUGCGUUUGUAUAAUUAUCAGAUAUAACAUUCAGGUAGAUUUCAACUGCUUAUAUUGAAUUCAUAGCAUUUUUUUCACAUUAGCUAAUUCUUUGCAAACAUCAUUUAUCAAAAAUGAAACAUUUGUACAAUACUACCUUUUUCAAUCUUUGGCUAUAAAGACAAUCUGUUCCUUUUUCAAUGUGUGAAAUCAGAGUUCAAUGAAUUGAGCCUGACUGCCCAUCCCUUGUUGAUACGUCUACUUGAAUGCUUUACCAAAAUGUAGUUAACUGUAGCGAUUAUAGGUAGGUUCUUGAAUAAUGAAAGAACAUUGAAAAUAUAUUAUUUUCCUGUAUCAUUCGAUAAUUGCAUUUUAAUGUAAAUGUUGUGUUUGUAAGUGAACAUAAAUUAAUAAAUGUACAAAAGUUUAGACUUUUGGGCAGACCAUUCAAUUGAUGGAUUGUGAAGGCAGUCUAGUUGAGCUAUGAGCUCUGUAGCUGAAAUCAUAGCAACAAGCAACCUGCACAAAGAUUCAUAACUUAGAUGAUGUCUGGAGGAGUUGAAUUAUUUGCAAUGGGAUGGGGUGAGGGGGUGAAUAGAGUGGCGAAAAUACAUAAGGAAUUAAUUGAACCUUCUAAAUUAAUUGAACAAAGUUGAUAUUUUCUUUUAGACAAAUCAUCAAUGAAGCCCACGGAAAGGUUUAUUAAGAAGCUUUAAGCAAAAACUCUGAAUUUACAAAAAUAUUUGCUACUGCAAAUGUGUAACAUGUUAAACUUGAUUUUAAAUUGAAUUCUGAGUUCAUAGUGAGGCACAAUAAAUAUUUGCACCAGUGACACAGUUAACAUCAUGGAUAAAACUUAGAGAGAUGAUACUGUGGUCAAUCUGAUUUUAAAAAGAUACCUUUAAACAUCAUAUAAUUUUAAGUGACAUGACUAAAAAUUAAUGCAGCAGAUAAGAAGACAAAAUUUGAUGUAGGAUACGGAGUUUGAGAUGAUCUUGGUUGUCAGUGAAGUUUCUCACAGGGUGUAGAAAUUGUAAAUAAGAAAGGCAGCUUGAAAAUUGGCGGUGAAGGCAGGAAAUAGAAGUGUCACAAUUCAAAGGGAUUCUUGAUAUUAUUGAAAUGUAUUUUAUUUUGAACUCAUUUAACUUUUGAAAUAGCAAAUACAAAAAUGCUCAGGUGAACACAAGUAGCUUAUCACAACAGCCCUGAGGUUUGAAGGCAUCAAGCAUGAGUGAUAAACUUAAAAUUUAAUUGAAAUGGGUAUUACCAAGUUUCACAAUUAUAUACAGUAAAAUUAUGACAAUGGGAAGAAGUUCAAGAAUUUUGUUAUUAUUGAUAAAUUGCCUAUGAUGCUGUGCAUAAUUAAUUGUGGAACAUGAUUAUCUUCAAAAAAUUGGUAAUGGAAUUGAGAGACCAAUUUAGGUGCUUGCUCCAGGAAGUCACCAAAUAACUGGAAUAUGCACUUCAUUAUAACAGUUGUCAUAACAAAAUUAAUGAAAAAUAUUGACGGAACAGCUUGUGAAUAAAUGAACAGUACAGAAAGUAAGGUUUAUGCUAAGCAUGCAAGAUUGUUAACAAUAUAUAGGUAAGUGAUUGCUGAAAGAGAGAAGAUCGUAGUUUGAGAUUUCAAAAGAUAACUAGAGUUUAGUUUUCAAGAAGUCUGGAAUCAAAGUAGACUUAAUCCAGCCUACCUAUAUUCUUUACAGAAUGUUACAGCCAUGCACAUAAAACGUGAUUAGUGCGCAUAGAAUAUUUGAAUGUUUUAGCUGCAAUGAAUGGAACUGAGGUAGGUAAGUUAGCGAGAAAUUAUCACAUUUCUGUAUACAAUUAAGUAAUCAGCGAAAUCUUGAUGUUAACAGUAAAAAUGUUGUAUUCUGUAUUGCUCAAAUUAAUUGAAUAUUUAUUCUGGUAUACAGGAAUCCAAUCUGAUUUUACUAUGAUGAGACAAGUGCUCGGUCCUAAAUGUAUAUUAAAAUAUUCUUUCUUAUUUUUUAAAAAUUGCAGGUCUUAAAGCCAUGAAGUAUUUACAAACUUCACUUCAUUAAUUUCUAGUGUUAAAAAGAUAUCCCCUAACAGGUUUUGCUAGAGCAGUUUGUAUCACAUCAUAAUUAGGAAUUUUACCAAACUUAUUUAUUGGUAACCAAGUAUCCCACGUCUUUAGGAUGUGUAAUUUAUAACUCAGACCUAUGUU